CGACAACCUUUGCGGUCUUCAAUCAAAGUACAGACGAGGGAGUUGAGAUAUUCCUAUCUGUCUGCUGCAGCUCAAAAUGAUUCGGCAAGAUAUCCACAGAAUUGAUCCCAAAAAGAGGGCUGUCCUCGAUCACCGGAAGAAGCAGUUUGCUACACCGACAUACAAGCAACAAGAUUAUCCUUACCGUCUGAACUUCUAUGAGAUCCCUCCAACUGCAGAGAUAACACUUGAACAGUUUGAACAAUGGGCGAUUGACAGAUUGAAAAUCCUUGCUGAGAUCGAAUCGUGCUCCUACCGAAACAAGUCGGCUGCUGAGACAGCUGCGCAUAUUACACCUCUUCUUCAGAAAUUCCUUCCUCUUUCCGCGAAUACUUCCUCACCAUCUGGCGCCGCCGAUCAGCGUCUGAGAAAUGAACGGCAGAAAGAUCACUAUUCACAUUUCAUUCUUCGCUUGGCCUUCUCGGCUACCGAAGAUCUCCGACGACGGUUUGUGCGAGCGGAAACUAUGCUAUUCAGGUUUCGAUUCCAGCAGGAUGACUCUAGAGAAAGACGCGCCUUCAUCGAGAGUCUAAAUCUCAAUUGGGAGCCAGUCAGCGACCAGGAGAGGCACGAAUUGUCCGAAAAAUUACACAAUGGGACACCCGGUUUACGCCGUGUUGAUGAGGAGACUUGGUAUAAGGUUGACUGGGAAAAUGUUCCUGAGUUGGUCGAGCGGCGGGCGGUAUUCUUAGCAAAAGGGAAAGCCUAUGUGCCGGGAAGGGAACAACUAAGCAUUGUAAUAGCCGAGUUUACGGCUCGCCUAGAGCGUGCGCUUGAGCUAACGAGCCGAGCCCUACCCCGUCUGGAUGAGGAUGACCGUUUGAGUCCGAUCCUGGAUCAUCUAUCGAAGAACUUCGAAAACGCGGAUUCGGUCUAUACUGAUGGGGAAGGCUUCGUUGAUGGCGCCCCAAUCAAUGCCGCAUCGAUUGAUCACCUUUCGCAAUACUUCCCGGCUUGCAUGCGGAGUUUACAUAUGACACUGCGCAAGAGUCACCAUUUAAAGCACUUUGGUCGUCUUCAGUACACACUCUUCCUGAAAGGUAUUGGGUUGUCACUGGAAGACUGUAUAACCUUCUGGCGACAGUCAUUCAGGGGAUUUUCGGAUGACGAAUUCAAUUCCAGGUACAAGUAUAAUAUACGCCACGCGUAUGGUGACGUUGGGGGGGAUGCCAACCGCAGGAAUCGAGGUGCGGCUCCUUUCAGCUGUAAUAGGAUUUUGAAAGAAACCGGGCCUAGUGUUGGCCAGACUCAUGGUUGUCCAUAUCGUCAUUUCUCUAUCGACAACCUUACCGGACUACUUCAGUCUAUGGGCGUCAACGAUAGAGAUGUUCUCCGCGGAGUACGAGAAGACGUUGAAAAGACUCGGUACCAUUCAGCCUGCAAUAGAGUUUUCGAUUGGACAUACAGGACAGAGAUUAAGAAGGCCAAAGAAGACGGUAUCUGGACUCAGUCGGACCUCCAGAUGAUUGCUCAUCCAAACGAGUACUUCAAGCGGGCGUAUCUUCUGAAGCAAGGUGGAAACCCUCAGAAGAACGAAUGAGGUUGAAAGUGGUCCAUAUCGUUCACGAUGUUUUAUGCUCUGUUUCUUCUCCUUCGUCCUUCCUUUGACCCCUUUCAUGCUGGCGUUUUGCUUUCGAGUUUUGGGAUAGUAACGACUUCGGACUUGGGACUGUCGAGUUACGCCGUUACGGUGAUCAUUCCAUAGUCAAUUUAAAUUCAUAAUCAUAUGUCAAUCUAAAAGAGUCGAUGCACAAUUUUAUAUAUCACAAGCCUAUAUUCAGAGAGGAAGUGUAACCACUGCUGAUUCCCAGAAAAUCCGAAAGGAUCGGAACGACCUUUCAAAACCAGGUGCCCAGCGACGGGUCAAAUUGUUCUACGCUCGACACGAAAACAGCUUCAUCAUUAGUGAUGGACAGAGGCUGUCGACAGAAUUGCAGUUCUUGAGUCGGC
Molecule: messenger RNA, 1989 nt
Organism: Monascus purpureus
Lineage: Eukaryota; Fungi; Ascomycota; Eurotiomycetes; Eurotiales; Aspergillaceae
Source: the annotation of a GenBank genome assembly